Cladocopium goreaui is the source of this 2811-nucleotide messenger RNA. Lineage: Eukaryota; Dinophyceae; Suessiales; Symbiodiniaceae. The record is from the annotation of a GenBank genome assembly.
CCUCGGCCUAUCGAGGUAUUUCCAUGUCCUGAUAGUCUGGCGGCGUGCCAUGGAAUGAAGCGGAAACGUGCGACGGAGACAUGGGAACGGCAGGGUCUCCGCGGCGUGCGCUAUUUCGUGCUGGACGAAGCAGAUCGGAUGCUGGACAUGGGCUUCAUGCCGCAGGUCAGAGAGAUCGUCGGCUUGAUGCCGCCCAGGGAGUGGCGUCAGAAUCUGCUCUUUUCGGCCACCUGGCCCUCGGCGGUUCAUAGCCUCGCAGGCGAGAUUUUGGGCAAGACACCCGUUCGCAUCCGCAUUGAUCAAUCCGGAGACGAUGAGCUCAGUGCCAACACGAGCGUGACGCAGAUUGUGGAAAUUCCACGUGAGAAGAAGAAGCCCGCACGUCUCCUGGAGAUUUUGAAGGAGCACGGGGAUAAGAAGACCCUGAUUUUCGUCAACACCAAGAAAGGAGCUGCAUCUCUAGCGGAUGAGCUGCGCAGAGCCGGUGUGGUUCCUUGUGGCGAGAUUCACGGCAACCUUACGCAGCAGGAGAGACAAAAAGCACUAGAAGAUUUCACCAAGGGCUCCAGCAAGACACUGGUGGCCACAGAUGUGGCCGCCAGGGGUUUGGACGUGGAAGAUAUCACACUGGUGGUGUGUUAUGAUUUCCCUGACUCCAUGGCCGGCGGCAUGGAAGACUACGUGCACCGCAUUGGUCGCACGGGACGCGCUGGACGUCAAGGGCUCGCAGUCACUUUCUUCCCAGCACCAGAGGACGUGUCUGGCACGCGCUCUGCAGGCAACGCGCACGAGUUCAUUCAGCUCUUGCGCUCGGCAAAGCAACGGGUGCCGGAGGAGCUGGCAGCGUUGGACACUGGACCUGUGACCUCCAGUGUGGCGGCGCGCAAGGGCAAGAGCCAGUGCCGUGGAAAAGGUGGGAAAGGAAAAGGGAAGGAUAGUGGAAAGGCUGGUAGUGAGAAGGCUACUGUCGCAGGAGCUUCUGGAAUCAGCAUGGAAGGAGGUGAGGUGCAGCCGUUCCUCACCUUCAAGGAGGUGCCGAUUCUAAAAGAUCUGCGGAAGAAGUUGAGGAUCAGCGGCUUUCAGACGCCCAUGCCCAUUCAGGCCUAUGGCUGGCCUGUGAUUCUGGGCGGUCACGAUUGCAUUGGCAUUGCCAAGACGGGAAGUGGGAAAACUUUGGCAUUUUUGCUACCUGCGAUGCACAAAAUUCAUCACUGGCUAGAGGAGGCCAACGAUGAGGGAGCGGCUGGAGCAGGCGCUUUGGCGUUGGUGGUUGUUCCCACUCGAGAGUUAGCAGCUCAAAUCCAUCGAGAAGCUGAGCGCUUCGCGCCAUCCAGUCAGCGAGCUUGCUGUGUCUAUGGUGGUACUCCUUGGGAGUCUCAAGCUGCUGCUUUGGAGGCUGGGGUGGAACUCUUGGUGGCCACGCCUGGGAGGCUGGCCUUCCUCAUGGCUCGUGGGGGCGAAGCAGCCGCAAACACGGCCCGGGAAAUUGCCAGUUGUGGCUCUAGAGCCUUGGCUGCGGUAAGAAAGCAGCUCAGCGAAGCGCUGUCCACCUUUCAACGUUUCACUGCCAGCGGCGGACGCGUGACGCGUCACAUUUUCUCCACGCUGCUGAACGUUCACGUGCUCUGUGGCGACCUUCCUGGUGCGGUGAAGGUGUCGCAGAGCAUGGUGGACAACAACCUUCCACUGGGCGUGGUGGAGUACACCACGCUGCUGAAAGGUCAUUUUGCUGCAGGAGAUUUGGCAUCCGCCUGGAGAAUCGUGGAAGAGAUGCAGGCUGCGGGAGUGUCGGGAGACCUUCGCACCCUAAACACCUUCCUGCGCGGAUGCGUGAAGUUGGGUGCGCUGGGAGAUGCCGAGGACUUCUACAUAAGUGCCAAGAAAGCUGGUGGAAUCUACCCUGAUGCUGCCACAUACAAGCUUUUGGCACAGGUCCAUGGUCAACGAUUCCAGUUGAAGGCCCUGAUGAACUUGUUGAAAGAUGCCCAGAUGUCGGAUGCGACAGCCCAGCUUGAAAACACCGCAGGGCUGAAUCACUCCAUUGCGCAAGUCGCAUGCUUGUUGGGCAAAAAGCAGGUCGCCAAGCAAGCCUUGCACCAGGCCGAAGAAGCCCUUGAAGGGUCGAUUCUUGUACGUGGCAAUCCCCUCGUCAUGAUUCGAGGGGCGCAGAUCUUAUGCUUGCUGGUGGGGGCCACUUCUAGACCAGAAGUGCGGGCACCAGCGUCGGUUCUUUUUGAAGACGGCUGUGAUGGCGGCGAAUGUGGCACCGCGCUGCUGCAAAGCAGCAUGCAAGGUCACCGGCAGGCAGAAUCAAAAGUGAAAAGGAAGGCAGCUGAAUCCGUCGAAGAGGCAGUGGUUUUCUGGGAGAACUUGACGCAGAUGCUCGAAAACGCCGAGCUGGCUUUCGACCGUCUGAAAGGGGCCAUGAAGACAGGCAAGACCUUGAGACUGCAGCUUACUUCCCAGGAGGACCCAAAACUCCUGCAACUUCUCCGGGGACAUGUGGAGGGUUUUGCCUUCUGUGACGCCCAGCUGCAGCAGAUUUUGAGCCACGCAGAGCGACUGGAGAGCAGCGCUCGGCAGUGGAUGGAGUUGCACCAGAGAUGCACCCACCAAGCAGAACUCUUCAAGCAAGACCCGGCAGAGCACCGUGAGCUGCAGGAGAAGGUGGCUGAGUGCACAGCGCUGAACCAAGUGCUGCGAACCACACAAUGUGCGCGGGCCACCCGCAUCAGCGGCAUGUGCGAUACCUACCAGAUUCUUGGUUUUUGGCCAGUUCUGCUGAUUCUGCUGCAGUAUCAUCCCAAAAUG